Messenger RNA from Dentiscutata erythropus, 849 nucleotides. The record is from the annotation of a GenBank genome assembly. Lineage: Eukaryota; Fungi; Glomeromycota; Glomeromycetes; Diversisporales; Gigasporaceae.
AUGUCGUUGGCAAUUAAAUCUUCAGAACAAUUAAAGCAACAAUUAGGGCAACUUGAAAUAUAUUUGAAGGGAAAAAAUGUAAAAAUAUUCAAUUACUCUCAAUUCGAAGAUCUCGAACAAAUCGGUGAAGGGGGAUGUGGAAUCGUGUAUUCCGCAAAUUUCCAGGGUGUGAGAUAUGCGUUAAAAAGUCUAAGAAAAAAUCUACAACUAACUAAAGAAGAAAUUAAAGAGUUUAAACGUGAACUCGAAAAUUUUUACAAGAUUGAAGAACAUCCCAAUAUUAUAAAAUUCUACGGAAUUUCAAGAGACGUUAAUGAUUUUAUGUUUGUGUUACAAUUCGCCAAUGGAGGAAACUUACGAAAUUAUUUAUUUGGAAAACAAAAGGAUGACGAACGUCCUUCUAUGGAUGAAAUUUUAAAAACCCUUAACGGGCUAUCUAAAACUACUACAAAUUUCAAUGUAGAGAAUACAAUAGACAAGGUGUUAAAUUUAUCAGUUAAAUUAUUAGAAUGUUUUGUCAAUUUAACAGAUAACGGAACCGAAUUUAUACAAAUUUCGAAAUCAAUAAAUGAAAUCAUUGACAAAUAUCAAGAAACAUCACAAACUAUAUUUAAGUAUAUAUGCGAAAAUCAAAAUGAUGAUUUAAAAUAUAUAUGUCUUCUUGGAUUCUUUUAUCUUAUGGGGGUUGGGACUAGAGAGGAUCAUGAAACUUCUUUCAAUACGUUUGAAAAAGCAGCAAAAGAAGUUAUAAUAGCGAAAUUUUACCUUGGAGAAUGCUUUAGGUGCGGCUAUGGAACUGAAAAAGAUCCAAUAAAAGCUAUAUCAUGUUCCAAUAGUUGUGUUUCUUGA